Messenger RNA from Arctia plantaginis, 882 nucleotides. Lineage: Eukaryota; Metazoa; Arthropoda; Insecta; Lepidoptera; Erebidae. The record is from the annotation of a GenBank genome assembly.
AUGCCUGCAGCUAGUUUAGAAUCAAUUUUAUCAAAUGUUAUAAAAGAGGAUUGUGCUAUAAAAAAUGUUUGGAAUCAUAAUCUUCACGAAGAAUUUCAUGUUAUUAGACAGAUUGUACAAAAGUACCACUGGGUGGCAAUGGAUACAGAGUUUCCAGGAGUAGUAGCAAGACCUAUAGGUGAAUUUAGGUCCACAGCUGCUUAUCAGUAUCAACUGCUAAGAUGCAAUGUGGACCUUUUGAGAAUUAUACAACUAGGUCUUACAUUUAUGGAUGAAAAUGGAAAAACACCACCAGGCUGUACUACCUGGCAAUUCAAUUUUAAGUUCAACUUACAACUUGUUUCCAGAGAAGAUAUGUAUGCUCAGGAUUCAAUUGAUUUGCUACAAAAUUCUGGACUUCAAUUCAGGGAUCAUGAGGAACAUGGCAUUGAACCUUUAGAAUUUGCAGAGCUUCUAAUGUCGUCAGGAAUAGUACUCAUGGACAACAUCAACUGGUUGAGUUUCCAUUCUGGAUAUGAUUUUGGUUACUUGUUGAAAAUCUUAACUGACCAAAAUCUGCCUCAAGAGGAGAAUGAUUUUUUUGACAGUCUUCGGUUGUAUUUUCCCACUGUUUAUGAUGUUAAAUAUUUAAUGAAACUAUGCAAAAACUUAAAAGGUGGACUACAAGAAGUUGCAGAUCAAUUGGAAUUGCGACGAGUAGGACCACAACAUCAAGCUGGCUCUGAUUCCCACCUAACAGGAAUGGCCUUUUUUAAAAUCAAGGAGAUUUUUUUUGAUGGCAACAUUGAAAGUACUAGUGGACAUUUAUAUGGGCUCGGAGCACCGUUUACUAGCAAUGUAAACAAUUUCCAAGAUAAUAUAGAAAAUGGCAAUUCACCCUGA